This is a messenger RNA of Raphanus sativus (radish), 2106 nucleotides long. Its product is annotated as S-type anion channel SLAH2. Gene Ontology annotation, cellular component: membrane. NCBI's taxonomy places the organism in Eukaryota, Viridiplantae, Streptophyta, Magnoliopsida, Brassicales, Brassicaceae. The transcript has 4 exons. Bases 110 to 1657 code for a protein of 515 amino acids. Gene Ontology annotation, molecular function: voltage-gated monoatomic anion channel activity. The record is from RefSeq and is a predicted model, not a curated record. Gene Ontology annotation, biological process: intracellular monoatomic ion homeostasis; transmembrane transport.
GAUACAAGAGUAUUAAGAAUCUUUGAAUGUGACGUUUUUGAUUUGGUUUAUAUAUGGUAAUUGAAUAUUUAUAGGUGUAGUUCCAAAUCUUACUAAAUCAGAGAAAACGAUGAAGAGUCCAAGAUCAGAUAGUCCUUCAGCUUCUCCGGCGAUCCUAGAUCUCGUGGAAAACCAACGUCAGUCGACUUCUGGAGAGUUUUUAAGAUUAGAGAAACGAAUCGGGGCUAGGAAGAUAGCGUUUCACUCCAAGUCUAUGUCUAUGCCUCGAGGUUCCAUGUUUCAUGACCAUGAAGCUUUUAGAAACUCCAAGGACAAGAGGUAUGACCUAUUCAGGACCAUGUCAGGGAAUCUCGAACGUCAGAUAUCGAAUCUACGUGGAAAACCCAUUGACAUUUCUUUGCAGGAUAAAGAGAUCACUGAGUCUCUAACCGCUGAGAGAUUCUUAGAGGCUCUUCAAGGCCCUGAACUUGAAACUCUUAAGGAGAUAGAGAAGAUAGUGUUGCCUGAGGACAAAACAUGGCCAUUUCUACUUCGGUUUCCAGUAACAACCUUCGGGAUGUGUGUUGGAGUAAGCAGUCAAGCCAUCAUGUGGAAGACCCUAGCAACCACAAAGGCCGAGAAGUUCUUGAACGUCACGCAAGUGGUCAACCACGUUCUUUGGUGGAUCUCACUCGUCAUCCUCCUCUCCUUCUCCAUUACUUACCUCUUCAAAACCAUCUUCUUCUUCGAGGCUGUCCGCCGCGAGUUCAAGCAUCCCAUCCGAGUCAACUUCUUCUUCGCACCUCUCAUAUCAGUCCUCUUCCUAGCACUUGGUAUCCCACAUUCCAUCACCUCGAGUCUCCCCUCUAUACUCUGGUACUUCUUCAUGGCUCCGAUCUUGCUUCUUGAGAUGAAGAUUUACGGACAGUGGAUGUCUGGUGGACAACGACGCCUCUCCAAAGUUGCUAACCCUACAAACCACCUUUCCAUCGUCGGUAACUUCGCCGGAGCACUUCUCGGAGCAUCGCUGGGGUUGAAAGAAGGACCCAUGUUCUUCUUUUCCGUCGGGUUGGCUUAUUAUUUGGUCUUGUUUGUGACUCUCUAUCAGAGACUUCCCACAAACGAAACCUUACCUAAAGAGCUUCACCCUGUCUUCUUCCUCUUUGUGGCUGCACCUGCUGUAGCUUCCAUGGCUUGGACCACGAUAUCUGCCUCUUUCGGUAUUGGCUCCCGCAUCGCUUACUUCAUCUCCUUGUUCCUAUACUUCUCCCUGGUUGUUCGGAUUAACUUUUUCCGAGGAUUCAAAUUCUCUCUAGCUUGGUGGGCUUACACGUUUCCUAUGACGGCGGUGGCCACUGCGACGAUAAAAUACUCAGGGGAAGUCACCGGAUUAGCAACUCAAAUACUGGCAGUUGUGCUGUCAGGAGCAGCAACUCUGACGGUGAUAGGUGUCCUGGUAUUGACUGUGGUGCAUGCUUUUGUCAAACGUGAUCUCUUCCCCAAUGACUUCACCAUUGCAAUUAGUGCAGAGCAACCGAAACAGAAGAAAUGGUUGAAACAGCUCACAAAUGGAAGUUUGGGAAAUAGUACGAGAGGUGUCAAGGUUUUGGACCCGGAAGAUACUCGAAUAGAUAUAGAAGCUCCCCCUUUAUCAAAUGCAGUGUGUCACACGGUUUAGUUAGCCAAAGUAUUCAGCGUAGAGGUAUGAAACAAAACGAAGUAUAAGCAAUUGAUAAAAAUAAAAACAAUGGUGCAAGUCACACACGGUUGCGGCUUCGUCAGACUUAGGCUAGGGUCCUGGGGAGUUUCACUCUUUCCCAUGUCUCUGACUAAAGUAUAGAAAGGCACAAGGUCUGACAAAGUACAACAAAGUCAGUGCCUUGCUUGAUUCUACUGGCCGACUUGCAAAGAAACUCUAUGAUCAGAUGGCUCGUAACUCAUGAGCAGUUGUAUCCUUGUACUACCGAUCAGAAAGACAACUUCCAUCGAAGUGGAAUGUCAUCAUGAGAGGUAGAAAAGUCAAUGCUCGUUAUAUUCUUCUUGUCAUUUGUAUUUUUAUUAGUUUACAUCCCUCAUUUGCAUAUCUUUGUAUCUUCAUACCUUGAACUUGAAGUAUAUUAUAAUUUA